CGACAGGAAGUGGGCGAGGAUCCUGUAACACGUGAGGAAGCACAGCAGACUCUGGACAGACUGAAGUCACGUGAUUACCUUUGGGAAGAUCAGGACAAGAUGACAGAGGACACAAAGGAUGAGACAAUGUAUUGGAUAGCAUUAGAAAAAAGUUGUGUACCAUUCUAUUACAGUAGUUAUGACACAGUCAGUGUGUACCUGAGAUCACGGGGAUACAACAGAAAACCUGGAGAGAAGUGUGUCAUUAGUGAUGACAGUGACUGUAAUGCCUUACUGAUACUCCGUCUACAGAUGAACAUACUGACUCACGUCACUAUGGAGGACACGAGUAUAGAUGAUGAGAUACACUGGAUAUUGAAUGUUUCAAACCAAAUACUAAUGUGGAGUGAAGAUAAAAGAAAAGAGUUCCUAUCGGAUCUAAGAAGAGAAGGGGAGACUGUACAUUGCAGAGGAAGGUCACAGGACACUGUAGAUCACUUGACAUGGGUCUGGAAAUACACGUUAGACACGAGACCUGACAUCGUGAGAUCCUGUAUAGGUCUACAUCCACACUGGGAUAUUUACAUCAUCGACAACAAAGCUUACAGAAAACCAAGUGAACAACAUAACUAUUCAUCAAAUGUCCGAUGUCUACUGUACUGCUUACUGUUAACUGAGAAAUAUCAGUUAAAUCUCAAUGAACCAUCACACAGGAUCAUAAGGGACGAAAUCAGACAGAGGUAUUUCUCUGAUAUUACUGAUGACGGCUCGGUAGAGCUUCCUGAUGCAAUCACAGGAACACAUGACAAUGUAAUAACGUUUAAAUCAGACGAUAACCGACAUGGCGUCAUGCAUGCCUUUGUUACGGAGUGUCUGGUGAAGGACAGUGAUCUGGAGUUUUUCCUGACCACGGCGUCACGUGACAUGAUAUCAGAAUACUGCCGGUCGUGGGCGUAUAAGAGAAGUGAGGGAGAGAGAUGUCUGUAUGUACCGGAGGAGAUGUCUGAGCUUUUCAUUGACAAACUACAGCUGGACAUCCUAACACACUGUACCAUGUCUGACGUGAGGAUUCAUUACAAGAUCAGUGAAAAGUUGGGAGUCCCUAGAGAAGUACUACUAUGGGACCAGGAGGCCAGAGAGCGGUAUGUGGAGUACGCUAAGAGAGGAACACAGACAGUCCAUCACGCCCGGGGGAUGAUUGUAGGAUGUGCUGGGGCGGGGAAAACUACGCUACUUAAACGUCUGCUUGGUUGUAGUGAAGAAGAGAGUAAGAAAGUAAAAUCUACUGAGGGGCUGGAGGUGCAUGAGGAAAUAUUUGAAUUAUGUGAUGAAACAAAAUCAUUAAAAGCAAAGAAAAUCCAGGAAAACAACGACAAAGUAAAUACUACAAAUGUUGGCGCUAGGACUCUGACUUUCUUUGACUUCGGGGGCCAGUGUGCGUACUACGCCUGUCACCAGAUUUACCUGACCAGGAGAGCUUUCUAUGUUGUGGUGGUGGACGCCUCUAAACGUCUGGACCAGAAGGUGGAUAAGAAAGUGUGUGAUCAAGAUGGAAGCCUUUUCUCUGGAUGGACCUAUGGAGACUACUUUGUGUUCUGGAUAAAGUCUAUACAUACCUACUGUGGUUCCGACAAUGAAAAAGACACAAAACCCAUAGUUCUAAUCGUUGCAACUCAUUGGGAAAAAGGAAUCAGACAGUUUAGGGAUACAAAUGAACUGAUUGAGAGCUUGCACCAGCAAUUUCCAAAGACAUCUAAUUUAUCACAGUACAUCACAGACGAUAACGUGUAUUGUGCAGAUUUUACUUUACCUCUCCGUGACUUAGAAACUUGCUUCUUCAACAUAGCUUCCAAUCAACGAUGGAGAGAAAGCAUUCCAAAAGAAUGGUCCUUCUUUGGAUUAGAAAUAAACCUGAAAAAACACACGGAGCGGAUCUUGAAGAUUUCAGAAAUAACAACGAAAGUACCAGAGAUUACCACUAAAGAACAGGAGGUUUCAGAUAAAGCUGAAAAGAGAACACAAGAUAUGCUGCGGUAUUAUCAUGAUGCCGGAAAAGCCUUAUAUUUUAAUGAAAAUGGUCUGAAGGAAAAGGUAAUCAUUGAUGUUCAAUGGUUUAUUGAUGCCUUCAAACAUAUCAUCACAGACAAGCUUCAUUUCAAAGGCAUUCCUGUAGCACAGGGGGACUGGGAUGAAUAUUACAAAACUGGUUAUUUGCGAGACCAGCUUCUGGUAAAGAUUUGGAAUUAUAAAGAUAAAGAGUUGUAUGAAAAGGUUAAGGAAGAAGACGAAGAUUACAACACUGAAAUUUGGAAAUUUGAAGAUGAAGAAUCGGAUACUGAGGACAAAGACUCGGGUAGUGGAUACGGUUUAUAUGGAGAAAAAAGAUAUCUAAAGUCUCAUAAAUACACACUUCUUCACUUAAUGCAAAGACUUGGUUUGUUAGCUAUCGGUACGGAAUCUCAUUAUGUUCCGUGCAUGAAUCGUAAAGAGAUCGAAGAAGAACUUCCAAAUAUCAUCAAGAAAUCCGAAAGUAAAUCAUCUGUUCUUGUUUAUCGUUUUGAAUUUCUGCCAUUUUUCUUGUUUUACCGUCUUGUUGUUGCUUGUAUACAAGAAGUUGGUUGGAAAGUACUCGAAAAUGAUGGUACAUCUUGCCUUUACAAAAACGCUGGUUUGUUUUCGUAUAAUAAGUAUAAUAUUGUUUUAUCUGUCACUAAAGAUUCGAUCCAACUUCAAGUAUUUCAUCCGAUGGCAGGAUAUGUUUUGGAAAGAGAACAAACAUGCAGAAUUCAAGGAAGAAUAGAAGAAAUAUUAAAUAAUUUAACGGGAACAUUUAAUAGGAAAAUAAAGUUUGUUAGAGGCUUUAGAUGUCAAGACGAUGAGAAAGAAACAAUUGCGAUGAAUAUCGAAAAUUUUUUCUUACUGGAAACAAGGAUUCCAAAAGAAGAUGGAAAAAUGAUAUGCCCUUUGCAUUCAGUCACUGAUCGGCAUAUCAUUGAUACCACUAAGUUGACCAAAUAUUGGGAAAUAAAGAAGGAAACGAUUCUUUAAGACGGUAAAUAAAUUUCAGAAUUACGAAUAAUUACUUUUUAAACUGUUUUAUUUGAUCCAAGUGAUUCACGAUCGUUUCAAACUUAGAUGAAUCAAAAUUCUGUAUUCACAGUAAGGUAUUCAAAAACGUUUGUACUUUCAGAUCUUUUGUUGAAAAAAUAUGAGGACAGGGUUAUAAGAACAGUUUCACUAUGUGUCUCUAUAUAUCGACUCAAUGGCACAUUAUUCAUUUUGUAUUUUCCUUAGCAAUCUGGCAAUGUAUAUAUUUCAUAUUAAACUUUCAUGUAAAUUGGUUGAAUCUAAUUUGUCAAGAAUCAUUUGCUAUAAAUUCCCUUACCCGCUGAAUAAUGCAGCCAUUCCUUCCAGCAUAGCAGCAGUUAAUAAUGCUUGUCGACUGGUGAUAUUCCAAAAAAAGAUAUGUUGACUGCGCAGAAUUUUUGAGCGCAAAGUUCACUAUAAUUUGCAUUUAUAUAAACAUUCGGUUUAAUAUAAUAAAUAUUACAUGUACUUUG
Molecule: messenger RNA, 3539 nt
Organism: Saccostrea cuccullata (small rock oyster)
Lineage: Eukaryota; Metazoa; Mollusca; Bivalvia; Ostreida; Ostreidae
Exons: 7
Coding region: 100-3027 (975 amino acids)
Source: RefSeq, a predicted model, not a curated record